AUGAAUGAUACCCUCCAGCGGUACCGGCAAUGCUGCUACAGCGCAAAAGACAGCGGUCCUCUUGAGGAUGGGCCACAGACCUUGUACCAAGAAGUCUCAAGGUUAAGAGCAAAGUGUGAGACUCUUGAACGCUGUCAAAGGAAUUUUCUUGGAGAAGAUCUUGAACCACUUACCGUGAAGGAGUUGGAGAAGAUUGAGAAACAGCUGGAAAAGACUCUUUCACAAGCCAGGCAAAAGAAGAUAGAGGUGAUGGUUGAUAGAAUAGAAGAGUUACGUAAAAAGGAACAAGAUCUUGCAGAAGAAAACGAACAGCUCAAGAUUAAGCUAGAGGAAGUUCAGUGUCUUCCAGCUAUUCAAGUUGCACGAGACCCGAGCAAGGCAGGUGGAAAUAAGCAGACUAGGCUGCACCAUUCCAAAUCCAUCUAUGUUGAACCUCAACCCAUUUUACUGAUGGAUCGGCACCAUCAAUUUGUUUCCCAAGGACAAGGUGUUGAUGCCAGGAUUAAUAUUCCAGGGAAGAAUAACCCUACUCUAGAUAACCAAUGUCUUGAGCAUUACAAAUCAGCACUUGAUGUUUCGUUAAUUCUUGCGGAAGACAUGGGAAACCUGCAAGAAUCUUUGCUUCUUCUUGGUGACGAUUACUUUGAAAUCUUUUGCGUCGAUAUAACUCUGUAUGGAUUUCAUACAAUCUUGCAAUCAAAAUGUUCUCUUGCUACAGAACAGAACAGAGUUUUCGAAGGGGUCUCUGUAGUCCAGACACCCUCUGAUGAGAAGCGAUUAAGAGAAGCUCUUCCAUUUGCAAAUGCCUGCGGUUCUGUCGCAGUGACAGAGAGAGGUGCAAUCCCUGCACUACCCAAAAAGGAUGCAGUCCUUGAAACUCCUAGGGAAAGUCUCUCCAAGAUGAAAAGCAUAAUAGACAUAAAAUCAAUCCUCAGAAUGAAACUAGCAGCUGGACCAAAGAAAGCAGGUUGGUGCGAUAUCGUUGCUAUUAGUGCAUUGGCCUUGGAAGCAGCAACGAAAGUAGCUAAGGAAGAGGAAGAAAUUAAGCAGAAGUUGUGCGAACUGCGAAGACUUAAAUCAGCUGGUGAAGGAUCUUCUCUAAAUGAAGAUCAGUUGCAGUCUCUCGUAGUCACAUACUUGUGUGGUGCAGAAAGAGAAGGAAAAGGCAAAGCAGGAGAAAUGGCAGUACAAGCACUUGUGUCAUCGUCUCUUACAUCUUCAGUGGAAACUGCAAGGCAAAUACUAGGAGCAAGACCGACCCAAUCACCGUUUGUGUCCACAAGGAAAAGCUCUUCUUUUGUUGUUAGAGCAGCUUCGACCCCUCCUGUUAAGCAAGGAGCAGACAGACAACUCUGGUUUGCAUCGAAACAAAGCCUGUCUUACUUGGACGGCAGCCUUCCAGGUGACUACGGGUUCGAUCCACUUGGCCUUUCAGACCCUGAAGGCACAGGAGGGUUCAUUGAGCCAAGAUGGUUAGCCUACGGAGAGGUCAUCAACGGACGAUAUGCCAUGUUGGGAGCGGUUGGUGCCAUUGCACCGGAAAUUCUUGGCAAGGCUGGACUCAUACCGCCGGAGACCGCCCUUCCUUGGUUCAAGACUGGGGUCAUCCCACCGGCGGGGACAUACAACUACUGGGCAGAUCCAUACACACUGUUUGUGUUCGAGAUGGCACUCAUGGGAUUCGCAGAGCACAGGAGAUUUCAGGACUGGGCAAAUCCAGGCUCCAUGGGCAGGCAGUACUUCUUGGGGCUUGAGAAAUAUUUGGGAGGGUCUGGAGAUCCAGCCUACCCGGGCGGACCCUUGUUUAACCCGCUAGGGUUCGGGAAAGAUGAGAAGUCGUUGAAAGAUUUGAAGUUGAAGGAGGUGAAGAAUGGUAGGUUGGCUAUGUUGGCCAUCUUGGGUUACUUUAUACAGGGUCUUGUGACUGGUGUCGGACCAUUCCAAAACCUACUGGAUCACUUGGCCGAUCCUGUCAACAACAAUGUCUUGACCAGCCUCAAAUUUCAUUAG
Molecule: messenger RNA, 2010 nt
Organism: Dovyalis caffra
Lineage: Eukaryota; Viridiplantae; Streptophyta; Magnoliopsida; Malpighiales; Salicaceae
Source: the annotation of a GenBank genome assembly